Molecule: messenger RNA, 833 nt
Organism: Cuscuta campestris
Lineage: Eukaryota; Viridiplantae; Streptophyta; Magnoliopsida; Solanales; Convolvulaceae
Source: the annotation of a GenBank genome assembly
AUAAUUGAAGUUCGUUCUCCCCCUCCUCCUGACGACGAUCCGUCCAUAAAUCUGACCCAUUCUAGGGUGUACAGAAGAAAAGCCUAUUCAGUCAAUCCCAAGCUAAUCGCCUACACCCAACAAUGGUGAAUGUUCCAAAGACUAAGAAGACAUUCUGCAAGUCCAAGGAGUGCAAAAAGCACACACUGCACAAGGUUACUCAAUACAAGAAGGGAAAGGACAGCCUUGCUGCUCAAGGAAAGCGUCGUUAUGACCGCAAACAAUCAGGUUAUGGUGGACAGACCAAGCCGAUUCUUCACAAAAAGGCUAAAACUACUAAGAAGAUUGUGCUGAAACUCCAAUGUCAGGGAUGCAAGCAUGUUUCCCAACAUGUAAUCAAGAGGUGCAAGCAUUUCGAGAUUGGUGGGGAUAAGAAAGGAAAGGGAACUUCUCUCUUUUAAGUUGCAAUGGAAGAUCGAGCAAUUCAAAUGGUUGUACUUCAUGUGGGAUGUCAUUUCAUUUCUUAGUAUGAUCUAUUAUCUAUGUUUUGAGUUUGUUGGUCUAAAGUGUACGUUUUGAAUUGCCCCUUUUCUUGGCGUUAUUUCUGCAUUUCUCCUUUACAACUCCAUUUCUUUCUCAAUGGCGGGAUAUCUUGAUGAGCUCUUGUUUCCAGAAGAGUUUUGUGUUUGUAGGAAUAUAAUCAGCUUCUAUUAAAGAACAAGCCCCUUUUGCGUCAAAGUAGAAUCCCAAGAAUAUGUUCCCUUGUCUCUGUCCCAAAAUGAAGUUUUUUUUGGGAUGUUCCCAAAAUGGUGUUUCCAUUUUGGCAUGUUCCAAAUUAAAGUUAUCAGGAAGAU